UCUAUGGCUGCGAGACGCUCUGUUCCCCAUCUUUUAUGCCUUGGGAGGAUUGGAGCCCACUGACAGGCACAAGCGAGGCGUGCCCCUUGCUACUUUGCAAAAAGAACACAGAGAGUGCAGGGAUUCUCAGUUGCAGCGACUUGUCCUGUGUGUGUUUGUAGGGCUCAGCAUGCGGCUGUUACUCAGGCUCCGUGUGGCAUGUCAGACCACUCAGUUUAUCAGCAGAUCAUUGAUGACAACAGGCACAUCUCAUUCUAAGGGCCAGCUGCCUGAUAUGAAAGAAGGAAAUACUUUUAUCCAUGUUAAUGACGUGCGAGACAGACUAAGAGCUAUAGUAGGAGCAUCUACCAACUGGAGUGAUCAUGUUCAAGCCAUGGAGGAAAGGAAAUCUUUGCAGUCACUACUGGUGAACAAGCAGGAAGAUCUUCCCCCACGCAAAAUAAAGGACAGCUACAUUGAAGUGAUGCUGCCCCUUGGUAGCCAGCCGCAGAUAAGAGAGAAAUACCUUAAUGUGUACAAUAAUGUUAGGUUUGGCCGAAUUCUUGAAGACCUAGACAGUUUAGGAGUGCUCAUUUGUUACACACACACAAAAUCGGACUCACGUCAGACCUCUCCUUUAUCGAUUGUCACAGCUUUGGUGGACAAAAUAGAUCUCCGGAAGCAUCUUAUCUAUCCUGACUGUGAUAUCAAGCUUACUGGGCAUGUUUCCUGGGUUGGAAAAACAUCAAUGGAAGUCAAAAUGCACAUGUUGCAACUCCAUGAUGGUGCUUUCAGCCCUGUACUAGAUGCAACAUUUGUAAUGGUGGCCAGAGAUCCCGAGAAUAAAAGGCCGGCUUUUGUUAAUCCAUUAAUUCCUGAUGGUCCUGAAGAAGAGAAUCUUUUCAAACAAGGAGAGUUGAACAAAAUGCGGCGGGUUGCUUUUAGCACCGCAUCACUGCUGAAAACGGCUCCAACCGCUGACGAACGUCAGGUCGUGCAUGAUAUGUUCUUAAACACGCUGGACCAACGGACUGUGAGCUUUCGAAGUAGAGUUCUGCCUUCUAAUUCUGUGUGGAUGGAAGAUACAAAACUUAAGGGCUUAGAGAUCUGCCACCCUCAGGAAAGAAACAUAUUUAACAGGAUCUUUGGCGGAUUUUUAAUGAGGAAAGCCUAUGAGCUAGGCUGGGCCACUGCCUGCUCAUUUGGCGGUUCAAGACCUUAUGUUGUUGCUGUUGAUGAUAUCAUGUUCCAGAGACCUGUGGAAAUUGGAUCACUGCUGUUCCUUUCUGCACAGGUUUGUUACACAGAGAGCAAGUACAUUCAGGUCAGAGUGCACAGUGAAGUUUCUGACCCCAUCACCAGAGAACACCAUACCACUAACAUAUUUCAUUUCACAUUCAUGUCAGAUAAAGAAGUUUGCCAUAUUGUGCCACAGACAUAUGGAGAAUCAAUGCUAUAUUUGGAUGGUAAACGCCAUUUUGAUGCAGCCAUCAAAAGCAGAAAUGGACAGAAUGGAAGCUUAUAAAGGAAAUGCAAGUCGGACACUACUUAUCUCAACAUUAAGAACAACUGAGCUUAUCAAUGUACAAUAGGCCUGGGAUGCUUACUGCUGCUUCUUUAAAAACUGUGCUCUUUAAAAAAGCAAAAGAACCUUCAUUUACUGCACUUAACUCAUGUCAAACCUAUCAAACAAACUUUAACUAUUUCUACAUUUUUAAAAAUCAGUCAAAACUGGAUCUUGGAUCUGUCAAACGACUGUGUUUCCCUGCAAAGCUCAAAUCAGCAGUAGCCUAUUGGCUGCUUGCUUACAAUCCAAGCCAUUAUUUACUAUUCACAAACUAAAUUGUUCAGUUUCAAUCCAAACUAAAAUAAAUGGAAAAUGCAGUGGCAGAAUUUUGGAUUAUGAAUUUCCAGUACUGUAUAAGAAAGGAAAUAAAUAGAUAUGGAAUGCUUCCGUCCAUUCUGUUCUGUGAACAUUAAUGGGCUUAUUUAUAAAUUUUCGAGUUUCUGAAUUCAAAUUUGUUUUUCUAAAUCUAAUAAACUUGCAUAUUGAAUGCUCACUUAUUUAUGAAUAAGGAAAACUUGUUUGAAUAAAAAAACUCCAUAUACCUCAAAUUUUUCAAGUUUACAGAGUUUGAAAAUAUGGCUUGACUUUGCCUAGGAAAACUCCCAUUGACUUCUAUAGAAACUCCCAAGCUUUUAGAUAGUGACGUUUACAUUCAAGUUGUCUGGGUGUUUUUGCACUUAAAUUCCAGAUAUUUGAGUUUUAGUGCUAAAAAAAAACAACUAAAUAGUGAGAAAAAAAUCAAACUUUGAUAAAUCACCGCCGAAAGGAGAAGUAAAGUUUUAGGGCACUAGGCACCCCUAGUAAUUGUAAUCACUUACCUGAUACCCCAGACUGGUGCUUUUGUUAGCAGGACAUUGCACCAGCCCGGGAUAUAUCUGAAGAACUUCUUUGGCGCAAUCUUCCUUCCUCUUCUUUUCUCCGGGGUGCAGACAUGUACACUAGAGUAAAAAAGGAAGCUCUUCAUUUCUAAGUUCGGCUUUUACUCUACUGCACAUGCAUCCGAUGGACCAGAAUGAAAACAAGAUGGAAGUAUCUGAAGAUGAUGGCGGCACUGAUCUUCUGCAGAAAUACCCUGGGCUGGUGCAGUUUUUAGCGAACAGGUGCACCUAACCAGGGUAAUAUUUUGGCACCCCAGUGAAUUAAACUUUAGUUCUCCUUUAAAAUAGCUGCAUGAUUUUGUGCUUACAACAACUGCUUGUUCCCCUACAGCUAUAGCCAAAUGCUGAAUAAAAUGUAUGGAAACCAAAUUUUUAAAAGGUCAAUAAAGUGUAUUCCGUAUUUAUCUAAUGGAAAUAUUGAGAGGAAGGCAUUGUUCUUUUCUCUUUGCACUCCCCUUUUGAAUUUUAAAACACAGAUUGUGAUCUUAAUCACAAUAUCUGCUCAUGCUUGGGCACUUGUGAUUUUGACAGUUUUGACAGAUUGUUCUGCAAUCUCAUCGGACUGCAGUAAGUUCACCUGAACGAAAAAUGUAUAUUGCUUAUGUCUCUUAGCAUGCACAGACCUGUAACUCAGAGGGACCACUGCACACUAUUACUCUUUUAGAUCUAUGCUAUUUCUCAAAUCAUGUGGAUAACCAAACCAUGUUGUAUGCAGCCAAUCAGUCCAAAGAUUCAUCAGUCAUAAAAACACAAAGCUGUAUGUCUCUGCAUUUAGUCAUUUGUAAGCUGAAAUUAUUUCAGGCUAUUAAUACACAACCUCCCUAGUAUGUUAGGUGGUUUUGGUUAGAUGUCUGAAAGAGUCAUAGCUCUUAUAACGAAAACUCCCUCUUCUCAUAGCCUGCUCAGAGUGGUCCAUAAAACUGUACUUUUUUACAAAUAUUCAAGCUAUUGUUUUGAUAGUCUGUGUAGCACUACUCCAUGUUUUCAUUUGCUCUCAUCAUUUGGUGUUCUCUGCCUCAGGGUGGAAGCAGCCAAGCGCCCCGUGUGCCAAGGAACUUAGAGAUAUUUUGCUUUUCAGCAUGUUUUAUAUACUCUGUCAGUCCCUGGUUGAACAAAUAUAGGGAGUCUGUUAUGUUAGUGUGUAAGACUGGUGUUAUACUCUAUGCAAAUUAUGUUAUGUAUGGUAUGAAUUAUAUCUAUUAAAAUAUUUUCAUUUACAGAAAA
This is a messenger RNA of Xenopus tropicalis (tropical clawed frog), 3648 nucleotides long. It is a transcript of the gene acot9, whose product is annotated as acyl-CoA thioesterase 9. Bases 170 to 1504 code for a protein of 444 amino acids. Gene Ontology annotation, cellular component: mitochondrion. Gene Ontology annotation, molecular function: fatty acyl-CoA hydrolase activity. Lineage: Eukaryota; Metazoa; Chordata; Amphibia; Anura; Pipidae. The record is from RefSeq and is a predicted model, not a curated record. The transcript is spliced from 16 exons.